This is a messenger RNA of Hydatigera taeniaeformis, 2958 nucleotides long. The record is from the annotation of a GenBank genome assembly. Lineage: Eukaryota; Metazoa; Platyhelminthes; Cestoda; Cyclophyllidea; Taeniidae.
AUUGAACUCGAAGUCGUCCCCAGGAAAGAUGUAUGUCGAAAAUCUAAACGUAAAAUUCCAACGUUUGAAGAAGGUGAAGCUGGCGAGGAUCCGCAUCGGCAUACUGAGCGACGGCCCCCAAAGCGUCGAAAAUCAACUUUUUCAUCAGAUCUAGGCGACACUGAAGCAGAAAGUCCAAGGGGCAAGGUGCAAUUAACCUUCGAAGAGAGUUUGAGAAAGGCAGUGGUGAAAAAGCAGGUGGAUGGAACUUCGAAGUCCAGCAAAACCCUCCAUGAUUUCUUUCCGGGUACUGAAAGUACUGUUAAAUCGAAAAAGGAGAUCUCGGUGGAAGAUUAUUUUGCAUCGUCAUCUUACAAGUCUCCAUCGCGCGUAAAAGAGCCUGUUUCUUUAGUCCCUGAGACACCGCCAACACAUCAAGAUAUCAUGAAAAUGGACGAGGACGAAAUAUGCCUCUCAGCUUCGAUGGCUGGAAAACCACUAAUGCCGUCGCCUGCGGUCCUGCGCAAAGAAAAGAGACACUCAGUGAACACGAUGAAAGACAGAUCUGUUGCGAGAGAUGUGACGAAAGCUGCACAGGUAAACACUACAUAUCUACAUGAACUUCCGGUAGCAUCAUCCGGAACCACUACUCCGAAAAAGAAGUUAGAACCUCCCUCCUCGACUCCGACAAAGAAGAAAUCCCCAUCAACAACGACACCUAAACAGGCAUCGAGUAGUGGAAGGGCAUCUUUUUGGAAGUUCCAGAAUCGUGAAGGUCCUCAGGCCCUCGGCUCAAGACCUAUACCGAAGAAUACUUCGACCUGCUUUGUGGGUAAGACUUUUGUGAUUACCGGCGUGCUGGAAUGCAUCGAACGAGAGGAGGCAGAGCGCCUAAUCGAACGUGGUGGUGGUAGAGUGACGCAGGCUGUGAGCAAGCGUACCUCGUAUCUCAUUGUGGGUCGAGACUCUGGUGCCAGCAAGCUCAAUAAGGCCGUCAGUCUGGGCACUCCACAACUCAGUGAAGACGCUUUUUUUGAUCUUGUCGAUCGGGGUUUUAGCAAGGUUGAAGCUGACGAAGGAGACAACGAUACUAACGAUAAUGCCUUCACUCUUGCACCGUCCUGCACAAUUUCCGGACGCCUGCUGACCCCUUCUCCGAAGAAGUCCAAGAAGGUGAAGGGGGAAAGCAAACAGCCAGUUCUACUGACUGAUCGGCCUAUGGUUCAAUCCCUGUCACCAACGAAGACAGCAGCAACAGAGCCACCGGUUCAAGAAUUGUGGGUGGAGAAAUACAGGCCGAGGACUAGGAAGGAGUUGGUGGGACAAAAUGGGGCUGCUAGUCCUGCUAAUCGUCUCUAUGCGUGGUUGUCUAGUUGGCAGGAUGACUAUGCAAUUGGUCAAAAAGCAAAACCCUACUUGUCAGCACCACCAUGGGCAGCUGGUGGAUCAAGCGAUAAGGGUGCAUGGGCACGCGCAGCACUGCUUUCGGGUCCUCCAGGAGUGGGCAAAACCUCGACGGCUUUGGCAGUGUGCGCAGAGUUGAACCUUGCUACCAUUGAGUUGAACGCCUCAGACACGAGAUCAAAACGCUCUCUGCAGGAGGAGGUGGCAAAUGCCCUUAACAUGCGCUCCCUUACCACCGCUUCAAGUGCAAAAUCCUUGUUGCUGACUUCCCACGUCCUAAUCAUGGACGAAGUUGACGGAAUGGCGGGAAACGAGGAUCGCGGUGGGGUUCAGGAACUAAUCGGAAUUAUCAAGACCUCCAAAGUUCCCAUUAUAUGCCUCUGUAAUGAUCGGCAAUCGCCUAAGAUUCGCUCCUUAGCCAACUAUUGUCUGGAUCUCCGCUUUCAUCGUCCACGCGUUGAACAGAUCAAAGCCGCGGUGCUCUCCAUGGUCUGUCGUGAAGGUGUCAACGUUAUAAACUCUGUACAAAUGUGGUGCAUGAACGGUGACCAUCACAAAACCAGCGCCACUGAAGCUGAUAUCACCGCCAAUGCUGCCGCAUCACACAAAUACCUCCGAUUGGGUCCCUUCGAUGUCAUUCGUAAAGUCUUUGCGCCCUACAUUGACGGAGAGCCCGUCUCCUUCGCAGAGGCCAUUGACCUCUUCUUCCAGGAUUACUCCGUUGGUCCACUUUUUGUGCAAGAAAACUACCUCAGCGUUCGACCAAUGGCUGCAAAUGGAAAUGCACAAAUAACACUCGACCUCCUUGCCGAAGCCGCGGUUGACAUUGCACAGGGCGAUAUUGUUGGUCGAGCAAUACAGUCGACCGGCAGUUGGUCAUUACUACCCACUCAAGCUGUAUUCGCAAGCCUUCGACCAGGUCGCCUACUGCGGGGUUCGUUACCUGGAGGCCCUGGGGCCAUUUCCUCCCCAGCAUGGUUCGGUCGAAACUCAACGCAGAUGAAGAAUGCACGACUAUUGGCAGAGCUGUCACAACACAUGCGAAUCUCGACGCAUGGAGGAGCGGCGGAUUCGCGAUCACUGCUUUUAGACUACCUGCAUCCAUUGGCUGUGCGAAUGUCAGCUCCGUUGAAAGAAGGUGAUAUUAACAGUGUUCUGGAGUUUUUGGAGGCCUACCAGCUGUUGCGGGAAGACAUGGACAACUUGAUGUCUCUAACCACCUGGUUAGGCCGCCCUGGUCUCAUGAAGAACAUUGACGCCAAGGUGAAGUCUGCAUUAACGCGAACUUACAAUAAGACGGCGCAUAAGGUGCCUUAUGGAACCGAAUUGGUCGGUGGUGGUAUGAAGAAGAGGAGGAAGCAGGAGGAGGCAUCAUCUGAAGCCACACUAGCUGAAGGGGAUGAGGAUAAUCCACACCUUGAAGAUGAGAGCGAGGAGAGUAGCGUCGAAGAGGAAGAGGAGAUUUGGAAGAUGGCUAAGGUGAAGACAGUUACGAAGUCUUGUCCAGAGCCUACAAAAGAGAAACCAACGAAGAAACCAUCUGGAAAUGGCAGAAGGACGAAGAAAGCAACAUGA